AUGGAGGAAAUACAAGAUACUAAUACUACAUCUCUUAAGGUUCUAAUGGUUCCAUGGUUAGCUCAUGGCCAUGUAAUUCCUUAUUUAGAACUAGCCAAGAAACUCUCCAAAACCAAUCUUUUCUUCAUAUACUUUUGUUCAACACCUAUCAUUCUUAAUUCCAUCAACCAAGAAAAUCUACCAAAAAAUAUCCAACUAAUAGAAUUUCCUUUACCAUCAUCAAAACAACUUCCUAGCCAUAACCACACCACCAAUGGCCUACCCAAAAACCUCCUUUCAACCUUAAUCCAAACUUUUGGAGAAGCUAGUUCAACCUUUGGCAAAAUUCUUGAUUCCCUCAAUCCUGACUUACUUAUUUUUGAUGGUUUUCAACCAUGGGCACCAGAGUUUGCUUCUUCAAGAAACAUUCAUGCUAUUUAUUUCCUAGUAGUUGGCUCUGCUUCUAUAUCCUUCUUCUAUCACCAUUAUUUGUAUGUUGGCACAAGAAACUUUCCAUUCUCAGGAAUUUUUCUUAAGGAUUAUGAGGCAAAACAACUCCAACUCGCCGCGAAAAUGAACUCCCUUGGACCAAAUGUUGCUUUCAAUGGGGUUGAAAAAUCCCAUGAUAUUAUUUUGAUCAACACUUGUAAUGAAAUUGAGGGAAAGUAUGUGGAUUAUCUCUCAACUCUAAGCAAGAAAAAAGUCAUACCUGUCGGUCCACUUAUUCGUGAAAUGAAAACAAGUAUGGAGAAUGAGGGAAAUGACUCCAAGAUUAUACAAUGGCUAGACAAUAAGGAUGAGUCCUCAUGUGUUUAUGUUUCGUUUGGAAGUGAAUAUUUCUUGUCCAAAGAGGAAAUUGAAGAAAUAGCUCAUAGUUUAGAGCUAAGUGAGUUGCACUUCAUCUGGAUACUAAGGUUUCCAUUAGGUGAAGAAAUUAACAUUGAAAAUGUACUAUCAAAAGGUUUUCUUGAUAGAGUUAAAGAAAAAGGUGUCAUUGUGGAAAAAUGGGCACCUCAAGCAAGAAUUCUUGAGCAUGCAAGUGUUGGGGGAUUUUUGUGUCAUUGCGGAUGGAAUUCUAUACUAGAAAGUUUACAUUUUGGAGUUCCUCUUAUAACCAUGCCUAUGCAUCUUGAUCAACAUACUCAUUCAAGAAUGACGGUCGAGCUAGGGACAGCUAUGGAGGUUGUGAGAGAUGAAAAUGGGAAACUGAAUAGAGAAGAGACAGCCAAAGUGAUAAGAAAUGUGGUGAUGGAGAAGAAUGGUGGAGAAAUUGUGAAGGCAAAGGUAAUACCUGUUGGUCCGCUUGUUAGAGACUCUAAUACAGAUGAAUCUUCAGAGAUCAUCCAAUGGUUAAACGAGAAGGAUCCUGCUUCAACUGUGCUAGUAUCCUUUGGAAGUCUCCGGUUGGGGUUAGAGGAAGAGGAUCCCCAGGCUAGAAUUCUUGCUCAUUCUAGUAUUGGUGGUUUUGUGAGCCAUUGCGGAUGGAGUUCUGUAAUGGACAGAAUAAAUUCCAGAGUCCCUAUUAUGGCCAUGCCACUGCAAUUUGAUCAAUGUAUAAAUGCUAGGCUGAUGGGGAUGGCUGGUGCUGGAGUAGAGGUGAUAAAGGCAGGUGAUGGGGGACUGAACACGGAAGAUAAGUAG
This is a messenger RNA of Nicotiana tabacum (common tobacco), 1620 nucleotides long. The record is from RefSeq and is a predicted model, not a curated record. NCBI's taxonomy places the organism in Eukaryota, Viridiplantae, Streptophyta, Magnoliopsida, Solanales, Solanaceae.